GGUGGUAUGUGCCAGUCACUGUGCAAAAAGCCUCUGUUUCAGCCCCAACCACAAAAAAAUAAAAAAUAAAAAAAAUGAGCGAGAAGGAGACGCUCCACCACCACCACCACCGCCGCCGCCUCCCCUCCACCGCGCCGUCGCCGUCGCCGUCGCCGCUCGACGACGACGACCUCCUCCAGGAGAUCCUCCUCCGCCUCCCGCCGGACGCCUCCACGCUCCCCACCGCCUCCGCCGUCUGCAAGCGCUGGCGCCGCCUCGCCUUCGAGCCGGGCUUCCGCCGCCGCUUCGUCGCCCGCCACGAGCCCCCCUUCCUCGGCUUCUUCUUCCCCUACGACUUCGAUCCGGUCUUCUCCUUCAACGCCGGCUUCCGAUCCACCACCGCCCAGCACCACCUCCCCGCCCACCGGUUCCUCCCCGAGAGGGAGAUCGGGCUGCGGUGGGAGAUCGUCAACUGCUGCAAGGGCCUUGCCCUCUUCAGGAUCACAUUCCGCGGGGGAUGCAAAUGCAAGGAAUUCAUGGUGGUUGAUCCCAUCUCCGGCGACCGCCGCCUCCUGCCCUUCCCGCUCGUCGACGGCAAGUUCCUCUCCGCCACGGUGGUUCCUGCCGCCGCCGAUCGCCGCUCGUUCCGCGUGGUCGCCGUAUUCGCCGAGAGGAACACCUUCACCAGCGUGUUCGCCUCCGUUUAUUCGUCAGAUGCCGGUGUUUGGAGUGAUUAUGUCUCGAGGUUGUGUCUCCCAUGGGAGGUCUGGGUGUUGCGGCCGAGCGUUCUUGCCGGAAAUGCGGUUCACUGGUUUCUUGAUGGCUAUAAUGUGCUCAUGUUUGAUUUGGAGAGUCAGAAGCUGGGAUUCAGUGAGCUACCGCUGGAUGCGAAGGAUGAUGAGGAUUUCCCUCACCGGUGCCGGUGUCAGAUCAUACCGGCGGGUGAUGGCCGGCUUGGCCUCGCGGUUAUAGUUGGAUCCACAAUGCAAUUGUGGGAGAGGGAGAUUGGAGAUGGCAGUGAUGCCACAUGGUUGCUGAGGAGAACCCUCCAGCUGAACUUUCUUCCCCUAGAAGCGGAGGGGCGUAAACUGAUUGUGGGUGUUGCCGAGGAGAAUAGCUCCAUACUUCUUUGGACGCGUGUUGGCCUGUUCAUGGUCCACCUCAAGUUUUUGCAGAUGGUAGCUCAUUUGUGGAUAUGGCAGAUCUUUAGUCCUGCUCAAUAUAUUAGAUGAUUAAACCUCUGAUGAAUUAUUAUCUACUCUUUCGCCAAGGAUCUUGACAGGAAUAUUACCUGAUAGCUGUUGUGAGUUCUGAUGUUUAGGGCCUUUUUUAGUUGGUUACUAACUUUGUCACAACUAAAUCUGUCAAAGUGCGGUAAGCCAAUAAAGUAUGGUGUAUGAAAUAGUUCGCUAUAAAAUGUGGCGAAGUUUGGAUCAAAAUCGAGCAUACGACAUGUGGAUAAGUGGGUUAGUAAGUGAAAAUUGCAACGGUUAUAGUAAAUAAACCCUUGUUUAACUUAGCAAGAGUUUUAACCUCUUGAAAAUUUUUCUUCAGUCUUAUCUCUUUCAUCCAAUUUGUACGGACUGAUCAAAUGGUUAUUUUUACGUUUUGCAA
This is a messenger RNA of Oryza sativa Japonica Group (Japanese rice), 1593 nucleotides long. Lineage: Eukaryota; Viridiplantae; Streptophyta; Magnoliopsida; Poales; Poaceae. The record is from RefSeq and is a predicted model, not a curated record.